Molecule: messenger RNA, 1725 nt
Organism: Callithrix jacchus (white-tufted-ear marmoset)
Lineage: Eukaryota; Metazoa; Chordata; Mammalia; Primates; Cebidae
Source: RefSeq, a predicted model, not a curated record
UGCUCUGCCAUAAUGCAAUUUUAGACUCCAAGUUCCAAUAAUUCUAUCCUUGGUAGGGAAUCUGUUUGGGGGAAGUCUUAUUAAGAACUCUUCUUUAUUUCAUAAUGGCAGGAGAGGCUUAUUGUCAUUUGUACAUACUUUGUUCUCUCAAAACCCUUUCUUUCCAUGUGGCACCAACACAGCACAGAGUGCACAGGUUACUAUGAUACCCUUCCAGUUAAGGAGGCUGAUGGGAACCAGCCCCAUUUUAAGGGAGUGACCAGCCUGAGGAACUUGGGCAACACAUGCUACACAAAUGCCAUCUUAUAGUGUCUCUGCAGUAUCUCACCACUGGUGGAAUACUUCCUCUCUGGGACGUACAUCACUGCUUUUCAAAACGAUUGCAGUGAGGUUGUCGUGGCUUUUGCCUACCUUAUGACAGACAUGUGGCUUGGAGACUCAGACUGUGUCUCAACAGAAAUAUUCCAAUCAGCUCUUGGCAACCUCUACCCAAAAUUUACGAAAAAGACACAAAAAGAUGGUCAGGAAUUCUUGAUUUAUGUCCUAAAUGAACUUCAUGAAGCUCUAAAAAAUUACCACUAUUCCUGGAGAAGAUCAUAUGAGAAAGGACCUACUCAGAGAUGCUGCAGGAAGUCAGUUACCACUGAGACAUCCAUCAUCACCCGGCUGUUUGAAGGGCAGCUCAGUUACAGCAUCGUAUGUUUAAAGUGUGAGAAAUGCACCUACAAGAACGAAGUUUUCACUGUCCUCUCACUCCCCAUUCCAUCCGAAUAUGAAUGUUCCCUUCAGUUUGGGGGCGGUGGUUUGUCCUGUGACCUUACUGCUCUGUUUGACAGUCAGGGUGCAAUGAAAAGGAAGCUGAGAAUGGAUAUUCCUUACCCACUCACUAACUUGGACCUCACUCUUUAUAUUUCCCCAAUUUUCCAGAAACAUCCUAAAUACAACCUCUGUGCAGUGGUGAACCAUUUUGGUGAUCUAGAUGGUGGCCACUAUGCUGCUUUCUGCAAGAAUUCGGUCACACAGGCCUGGUAUAGCUUUGAUGAACGAGUCGGUGAGAUUCCAGGUACUUCCGUUCAAAACACUACAGCUGAUCUCCUGUUCUACAGCUGUCAGCCCUUUUCCAUACUGAUACAAAAGUGUUAAAAGCCAGGAAAAUGGUGUUUCUGGAACACUGCAAAACAAGCAGUCAGCAUGUGGUGGUAGAGUUUUGUCAUUAAACUCUUACAACGUACUUGCAUCAACAUUUUUACGUCUUUCGGGAAUGUUAUACAACCUUUUAUCUUAAGUCUGUCACCCAGAAGAUGGGUCCUGGUUCACUGAAAAAGGCAGUGUGAAGAUAAUGCAAUGCUAAUGGACAGAGGCCUUCAAAACACUGCAGAUUAUUACAUAAUGAGUUCAGGUUUCAAAAUUCAGUGUUUAUCAGAAAAUAUCUCAUAUAUAGUAAACAAAUUAUUUUCCAAAGAUACUUCAAUAAUUUUUAUUCAAAUGGCUCUGUGAGUUUAAGAAUGUGAUCUGCAUAUAUCUGAUACAAUAAUUUAGCCAAUAAGUAAGUGGUAAGUUUCUUAGACUAACUAACUGUAAAACAUGAAGCUUUCAGCUUCACAAUCUGAACCCCAUCCUUUCAUCUUCUCCCUGAAAGCCUGCUAAUGGUGAUCUCUUUCUGAAGUACUUUUAGAAUCUUAUUUUAUAUAGAGUGUUUUAUUGGCUACACAUAUAGCUGAGUCC